Messenger RNA from Paramormyrops kingsleyae, 5291 nucleotides. It is a transcript of the gene mak, whose product is annotated as male germ cell-associated kinase. The record is from RefSeq and is a predicted model, not a curated record. Gene Ontology annotation, biological process: protein phosphorylation. NCBI's taxonomy places the organism in Eukaryota, Metazoa, Chordata, Actinopteri, Osteoglossiformes, Mormyridae. Gene Ontology annotation, molecular function: protein kinase activity; ATP binding.
UGAUAGAAAUAGCAGUUUGCAACUAUUGCAAUUUCUCAUGCAAUUUCAGUAGUCUUGUCAGUUAAUUGUACUUAAUUGUAAUUAUCUUUCACAUUGUUAUAUAGACAGGCUAGCUGAUUUCGCUGCUAAAUAAAAAAGGUAAACGUAAGUGGCUGGCACUGUGGACUCACACCUCCCGGUUAGUGUGCAGUUGUGUCCUAGCUUGUGCCCUGCGAUAGACUUGCAUCGUGUUCGAGGGGGGUGUCCCGCCUUGUGCCAUACCCAGCCUGGGAUAGGCUACAGACCGCUAACCCUGUCCAGGAUAUACAGUUGAAUGGCUGGAUGGAUGACAGAAUUUUAACACAGUAUUCUACGAGACUGGCAUAAAUCUAAGUCUAAAACCACCCAUUCUGUUUAUUAAGUUGUUAGAUAACUGUCAUGGUUGUGUGUAAAAGACAGUUACAUGUUUGCAUGGCGAGUGUUCCUCAUCGCGCGCCUGCGUGUAAUAAGCUUAAACACGCGUAAUUUGUCCUUUGCAUAACCCUGUAAUUCCUCCUAAACACCUUUCCCGCAGAUUACACCUGACCAGAGCUUAGCAUACUCUGCAAUCUGCUACAGGCAAGGCCGCAUUUACUCCAGUGCUUCUGGGAACUAUUUUUAAAGGGUCUAGUUAUUUAAUCCUUUGAUGACGUGCAGGCAAGUUACACGUAAUGAUAUGCCCUUCCAGUUCUGCAGAACUCAACUUUUUGUUUCUGUAACACAGUGGACGACAGCCCAAAUGUGAAAUUAAAUUACAUCUGGAAUUCUAGGACAGAUUCUCAGCAGGGAAACCGAUUUAUGACGAUAAUUUAUUAAAGUUGUACUGGUUAGUAGUUUGAAGGCUGUGGCACAUUAACUGCCAGAUUAACUUGACACCACAGGGUAAAUAGUGCAGCAUGAUAACAGAUUCCAGAAAGUUCUAGCAGUGAACUCAGCGAAAGCAUGGUGAAGAUCACAUAUAUGAGAGGUAGAAUGUGUGAUUAUGUUAAUCUAAUUUGCUAGACCAUCUCUGCACUUUAAUCAGGGAUGGAUUUAAUGAACAGGCUUGCUUAUGCUGCAGCAUAGGGCCCCAGAGUGAUCAGGGGCCCGCCUACUGGCCAGCAAUUUUUUUUAAAGUGAUCCAUUAUUGGUUGUUUAUAUGCUUGCAAGUUGGGGAUUGGUUAAAACUCAAUGGGGAGACCAAUUCUAGAGGCAUCUCUUUCUUGGCGAUCUUCUUAUACCGUUGUGAAUUUUCUGGUAUGAUUAUGCGUAGUCUGUUUCCUGUGUAAAAUGGAUUAUAUGAGCCUGAUCAGUACGUUCUAUGCCAGGAAAACUUUCUAAUGGUAAGCACUUAUUUUAUUUUAUUUUGAAAUUUGCCUUCCUCUGUAUAGUUAUCUAUGGUAAAUGUGUGGUGAGUGCACAGUGUGGAUGCAGUGAGUGCACAGUGUGGAUGCAGUGAGUGCACAGUGUGGAUGCAGUGAGUGCACAGUGUGGAUGCAGUNGUGAGUGCACAGUGUGGAUGCAGUGAGUGCACAGUGUGGAUGCAGUGAGUGCACAGUGUGGAUGCAGUGAGUGCACAGUGUGGAUGCAGUUGACACGCACUGGGUCACGCUGUAAUGUUUUAAGUUUACCGAUGUUGUGAUGCCUUUGCUCAGUGAGGUCUCUGUUGGGCUCUUUCAUGUUGCUGCGUCUGACUCGUGAAAGUGCAAGCUUGCCUGUUUGUUGUUCUUCUGAUGUGGUUGCUCUCAUUUGAUAGAGCGUCACAUUCUCUUUGACUUUGUAGAAAUGAUUUUAUAGUUAAUAAUACUUAUUAGUUUUACAUUUAAUUGUUGAAUCGUUUUGGGCAGUGGGGGCAGAAGAGGGGCCUCUGAAAAGUGUGGCCUAGGAACCCCUGAACUCCUCAAUCCAUCACUGACUAGGAUUAAGCGAACAAAACUGAUGUUGUUUGUUAGAUGACUUUUUUACAAAAUGGUGGUCUACUGUGGUGUGCAGUGGAGAACUGCAGUGUACAGUGGAGCACUUCGAAGUACUGUGGCUUAUAUCAGGGAGCUCCCCCAGAGAUGAUUGGCCGGAUUGGCUGGUGUUGGCAAACUCUGCAUUAGGCUGAAUGCCCACAGAGCUGCCCACUGCAGCCUCCAUCGUGACCUUUCUGGAGGGGCUUGCAUGGUCUGCUGGGUAUCUGACUUUGGGCGGUACUCUGCAUCCAACCUUUCUUCCAGUGACAGCUCUGUUCUCUUAAAUGCCAAGAUGGAACAGCAUCCCACCGGUGACACAGCAGUGACGUCUGGACGCCUUCGCUAGAGGACAGGCAUGGCUUUGUGGUCAGGGCAUUUAGCAUAAGCCUUGUUGCUGGGAACACACCCCUCCUCCACUUCAUGAUCAAGAAGACCCGCCGAAAACAGGGUCUCCUGACGGGCGAGGCGGCAUGAUGAAUCGCUACACGACACUGAAGCAGCUGGGCGAUGGCACUUACGGCAGCGUCCUCAUGGGCAAGAGCAACGAGUCCGGCGAGCUGGUGGCCAUCAAGCGAAUGAAGAGGAAGUUUUACUCGUGGGAAGAGUGCAUAAACCUGAGAGAAGUCAAGUCUCUCAAGAAACUUAGUCAUGCCAACAUUGUGAAAUUAAAGGAGGUCAUUCGGGAGAAUGACCACUUGUACUUUGUGUUUGAGUACAUGAAAGAGAACCUCUAUCAGCUUAUGAAGGACAGGGAAAAUAAGAUGUUCUCUGAGAAUGAAAUUCGGAACGUAACGUUCCAGGUGCUCUCUGGUUUAGCAUUUGUGCAUAAGCAUGGCUUUUUCCACCGUGACAUGAAGCCCGAGAACCUGCUCUGCAUGGGCCCUGAGCUGGUGAAGAUAGCGGAUUUUGGGUUAGCGAGGGAGAUCCGCUCUCGGCCUCCGUACACAGACUACGUGUCCACGAGAUGGUACCGAGCUCCAGAAGUGUUGCUCAGGUCGCCAUCCUAUAACUCCCCCAUCGAUGUGUGGGCCGUGGGCUGCAUCAUGGCCGAGCUCUACACCUUGCGGCCGCUCUUCCCCGGCAACAGCGAGGUGGACGAGAUCUUCAAGAUCUGCCAGGUCCUUGGCACAGUGAAGAAGAGCGACUGGCCAGAAGGCCAUCAUCUGGCCUCGGCGAUGAGUUUCAGAUUCCCACAGUGUGUCCCGACCAACCUGAAAACGCUCAUCCCCAAUGCCAGCAGCGAGGCCAUAUCCCUUAUGAAGGACAUGCUGCAGUGGGACCCCAAGAAGAGGCCCACGGCCAUGCAGGCUCUGAAGUACCCCUACUUCCAAGUGGGGCAGGUUCUAGGUCCACCCAGCCAGUAUCAAGACCAGCACAAGCCCCAGGUGAGGACGGUGCCCCUGGAGGCCCCAGAGCAGCCGCAGAAGGUUCCAGGCUUGGACCAGAGUAGGCUCCGCCUCCAGCCUCUGCAGCAGAUUCCUGUGCCCCAGCAAAACUCCACCCAGGAUCAGUGCCAUGGAGGCAGCGAAACAAAGAAAACUGUGCCACUCAGCCUCGGCAGCAGCUACACUACAGCGAAAGCAGCUCCGGCAGGCAGCGAGAAGAGCGUGAUGGGGAUGAAGAGCGGCCGCAGGCGGUGGGGUCAGAGCAUUCUGAAAGCAGCUGACAGCUGGGAGGACUUUGAUGAUGCUGACAUGGGCGUGUCCUACUCAAAAAAGCCCAGUAUCUCUUCAGUCAAGGAGCAAACCCGGCCCGUGGAGGUAAAACCCUUGAAUUCCUACAGUGCUGUCAUCAAGUUGCCAAGCAGCAGCGCUCUGAAGCGGAUUGACUCCGAGACAUCCACCUCUUCAUCCGCCAAACAGCACUACCUAAGGCAGUCACGGUAUCUCCCUGGAGUGAAUCCCAAGAAUACAUUGUUAGUUGGGAAUAAGGACUUGGGGAAUGAUCUCUGGGGUGGUGGGGAUGCUUUACUCCGCAAGCCACUGGGGCCUGUUGGAGCCGCACUGUCACUUUCCAGGGUCAAUGCAGAAAGUGUAGCUAAACCCUCAAACAAACCUGCAUUAAAAGAAAAGAUUCUUGACCAAAUGGAGCAUCUUAAAGGGAAUUUUGUGACCACGAACUUCAGCCCGGCUGGUAGUUACAUCACAUCGUAUCACAAGAAGGAACCUGGAUCUGCAGGACAGCGGCUUCACCUGGAUCCUUUGGGUGGCACAUGUGCAAUUGACCUUUCUUGUACUGCUGCUCUUAGAAACAACAAACUGAAACCAUCAAAGUUAAAAUCACCUUCCAAUAAAGCUGUGUCUGAAGAAUAUGAAGGCUGGAAAAUGAAAGCAUCCAAAUCGCAGAUGCCAGGGACCAGCUUUGCUACACCAGGGAAGGGCCUGCUGUCCAGAGCUGCUCCAGUGCAGCCAGUCCAUGGAAGAAUAGACUGGGCUGCCAAAUAUGGAGGCCAUCGGUAGCACCAUGAUCCACCAGAACAUCCCACGUAUUUGGCAACAACACGCAGGCCUCUCCAUGUGGGAAAACCUGUGUGAGGUGAGGGAGACUUUGCCUUGAACUGGGCGUCCGUCAUCUGGGUGUCGCCGUUAUCCCCGUGCAGAAAAUGUCUAAGGAUGAUUACAUGCAAAGGUAUAUUACUUACCAGGCAUGAUAAUGUGGCUUUUAGAUAUUAAAAGUUUGACCCAAUAGGUUUCCCUGUCAGAUAUAAUUUGUCUUGUUCAGUUAGCGAUCUGCUUUGCGGAAAAAAGAUAAUAUAAAGGAGGUUACAACUUACUAAAUCAUUUUUGUACUGGAGAAAAAACACUUGAGUUGCUCUUUUAGAAUCCAACCAUGAUAAGACUGAUGUCUUUGCAUAGUACUGUGUUGAAUACUUGUACUAUAGCAUGAAAUUUUAAAAUUAUUUCAAGAUUUGUAUGAAAAACAUUUGUUUGGAUAUAUAUGCAAAACACAAGAGAGUGAAAUCUAACCACAGAAACUUGCCCGAAGUGAGAUUUGGGUUAUUUGCUGGUCCCAGUACAGUAUUUUCUGUAAAAUGGUUUAUUUUAGAACCCCUGCAUAGAAUAUAGAUUUAAUUUUCCAGUAAAGUGCUUUAAAAGCAUAAGACAUAUACAUAAGGUAACAUAUUUAUUGUCUUGUUUUAAAUGCAUUGUAUUUUUACUUAUGUAUUACAGUCUCUUAAAUAUAACAUGACCUUUCCAGAUUUGUUUUUAAGAACCAAAAUGCCAUACACGUGUCUACUUGGUUUUACAUAGUAACUUUUUAAUGAGGAGCAUUCCUCUUGUGCAUUCAUACUUUUAUAAUUUUUCUUGUACAAUAAAAUUUGCAAUAGUUUACAAAUUU